Biomphalaria glabrata is the source of this 5606-nucleotide messenger RNA. Its product is annotated as DNA excision repair protein ERCC-6-like 2. The record is from RefSeq and is a predicted model, not a curated record. Lineage: Eukaryota; Metazoa; Mollusca; Gastropoda; Planorbidae. Gene Ontology annotation, molecular function: ATP-dependent chromatin remodeler activity; ATP binding. Bases 1091 to 5593 code for a protein of 1500 amino acids. The transcript has 27 exons.
CACUAGAGUAGAUCUAGAGUUAGUAGAAUCUAAAUUACUCUAGAUUCUAGAUAUAUCAUAAAUUUAACAAAAUCUAACUAGACUAGUAGAUCUAGAUCUGGCUACUAACUGCUAGUUAAUACUGGUUACUAACUUAACUAGAUCUAGUCUAGUGACUAGAUUCUAUCUAGAGUAGAUAACGGUAUAACCUUACCUAGAAGUUAGUAGAGUACCGGGCGUGACUACUAGAACUACUCAGGCGUCUCAGGACUACUGUAGUGUAACUUACUAACUCAGUAACUGUACUAGAAACUGUAGUACUCUUAGUACUCUUCUUCUGUAACUCUAGACUAGUCUAUACUCUAGACCUACUACUACUAUAGUUUCUAGAACUAGAAGGCCUACUAGAAUUUACUAGAUCUAGAUGUUUGUAAAAUGUUUUACAUGUUUCGGAUGUUCCUUCAGAGUUGAAGAUAGUUUACUUCUUAGUCCAAACCUCCCGCAGGAUGACGGGGGAUGGGAGCGGGCAGGGUUUGAACCCUCAAAUCCGAACGAGAGUCCAGCGCGCAAACCGCACAACCAGGCAGCCAUCCAACUAGAUCUAGAAUAGAUAUCUAGUAGACGUCUAGUGACUAGUCAGUCUAGAUCUAGUCUAGAAAAAAAAAUCUAGAUCUAUAUAUGAUAGUAGUAGUCGAGUAAAUUGUAGUCUAGUUACUGUAGUGUUAAUCUAAAAAUCCUGUAGUCUAGAGAGAUCUAGAUCUAGUCAAUAAAUGUCAUCUAACUGCAAUCUAGCAUAAAGUUGAUAAAGAAAAACCUGAUUCUGCGUAUCUGGCCAUGUAACAUCAAACAUGUACACUAGACUACUAACUAGAAUAUAUGGAUCUAAUACUAGAAAAAAUCUGUACAUAGAUAGACUCUAUAGUAUAUAGUGAUAAUAGUAAUAGUGACCACUGACUAUACUGUUUUGUAACUAAUGAAACUGCUUAAGACGAUUGAAGACUUGGGACUUGGGUGGAGACCAUGAAAGGAGAAUCGAUCUAGUUGCUGUUAACAUCUACCUGGUCUACGGACUACAAGUCACAACAAGUAUUUACAUGUGUCUAAUUUUAGCAUGAGCUUCACGGGAAUACAAAAUGAACAUGAAGACUCCCAAUUUAAUACACAAGAAUCACACUCUUCAAAUCUUUUCAUGCCUUUACAUGGUCAAGAAGACUUAUCAAGACUUAGAGAGAAGUUUAAGUAUGACAGUGACAGCUCUGAUAAUGAGAAGGCCUUAAUGAGCCUGGGCAGAGUCUCUCAGUGGAAACCCAUCAAGUCCACACAGUGGCUCAGCUCACACUCACCAUUGAAGAAGUCCUCAGCAGGUGUCAGAACCAGAAAAAACAAGCCAAAAGUAGGAUGUACUUUAAAAGUGAGCUCAUCAGGAGCUAACAUAACAAAAAGUUCGCCUGUUACCAGUUACAAAGAGCAAGAGGAGUUGAAGAUGGACAGCAGAAGUGAAACAAGGAAUCAAUCCUCCUCCUCGUGUGUCAUGAUUACGGAUAGCCCAACUGUGUUAAACAAUGGAAGAGAAGCAAAUGAUGUUGACCUUGGCAAUCAAGAGGAUGAUUUCUGGGAUGGGUUUUCACUAGCAGAGACAGAGAAACCAAAGUUGUCAGUUCCACCAUUGUCACCCAAAGUAAACUUUCAACUUGACUCUCAAGUAGCGGUUCCUGCCCCAACUAAUCAAUACUUACGUGAUUACCAAAGGGAAGGAGUCCAAUUUUUAUACCAACACUACAUCAACAGAACUGGAGCCAUACUUGCUGAUGACAUGGGACUUGGCAAAACUAUUCAGGUCAUUGGUUUUUUGUCUGCUGUCCUGGGAAAACAAGGAAACAAAAAUGAUACUUUAAAAAUGAUUCCAAAGUUUAUUAAAAAGAUGUCUGGACAUUUAACUGACAGCCCACCCAACAGGAAGUGUAAGCCUUUUCUUAUUAUUGGACCAUCUGCUGUUGUGUAUAAUUGGUUGGACGAACUCAACACAUGGGGAUACUUCAUUGUGAGAAAAUUUCAUGGUUCAGACAAAGAUGUCUGUCUGUCAGAUUUGAAAAAAGGAAAAUUAGAGAUUGUGGUAACAACAUUUGAAACCUACAGAGACAACUUGGUGUCAUUAAAUCAAAUAGAAUGGGAAGCUGUAUUUGUUGAUGAAGUUCACAAAAUCAAAGGUGUCAAGUCACAGGUGACGCUGGCAUUGAAAGAAAUUAACACACCAUGUCGCUUUGGUCUGACUGGAACAGUGCUACAGAAUAAUUUGACAGAGUUGUGGAGUUUGUUGGAUUGGGCUCAGCCAGGUGUUUUAGGAACUCUGCCACAAUUUGAGAAUGAUUUUAUUGAUGUGAUUGAACUGGGACAGAGACAGGACGCCACUAAGAGGGAACUGGCUCAAGCACGAAAACAGAAAGAUAAAUUUGCCAAAAUACGUAAAACUUUAAUGCUGAGAAGAACCAAAGCUUUGAUAGCUGAUCAGUUACCUACCAAAGAUGACAUGGUUGUGUUGUGUAAACUAACAGACUUCCAGGUCAGCAUCUACAAAGCUAUAUUGGGCCAUCCAGACAUGUAUCUCAUCUUACAUUCAGACGAGCCUUGCGACUGUGACAGUGGCAAAUCAAGAGCCUCCUGCUGUUACAAGAGAGCUUCAGAUGGGACAAAGAUUUGGUCAAUGAUAUUCUCAUUCAUGCAUCUGCUACUGAAGGCAGCCAAUCAUAUUGCUCUCUUGAUUCCCAACAACAACAAGCUGAAUGACAAACAGGCAAGAUUAGCGAUGAGUGUUUGUGAGCUGGCCUUCAGAGAUCAUCCUCACUUUGUGGAACAGACAAGCACAGCGUCUUUCAGAACACUUUCAGAUGCAAAGUAUUGUGGGAAAAUUAAAAUCCUAGAAGGUCUUUUGUCAGUAUUUGAACAGAAUCAUGACAAAGUUUUGAUUUUCUCUUAUUCUACAAAGCUUCUGGAUAUUCUUGAGCAAUAUAUCAUCGCAAAAGGUCAUGAGUACCGGAGAAUUGAUGGGAAGGUCAGCAGUCUGUGCCGCAGGAACAUUGUGAUCCAGUUCAAUAAAGAUCCAAACUUAUUCCUGUGCCUGAUAUCCACCAAGGCUGGAGGACUUGGUCUGAACAUGACUGCUGCUAAUAGAGUCAUUAUAUUUGACCCAAACUGGAAUCCAAGUCAUGAUCUUCAGGCUCAGGACAGGGCUUAUCGUUUAGGUCAGUGCAGAGAUGUUCAGGUGUUCAGACUUGUAUCUGCAGGAACCAUAGAAGAAAAUAUUUAUCUAAGACAGAUUUAUAAACAGCAACUGGAUGAAGUUGUCAUUGGUACAGGGAAUGCUCGCAGAUAUUUCAAUGGCAUCCAAGGAGACAAAGAAAAUCCAGGAGAACUCUUUGGUAUUAAAAACAUGUUUAGUCUUAGGCCAGAAAAUUCGUCAUUGACAUUGGAUAUUUUCAAAAGAAAUGAAAAAAUAGAGAAAGCAUUAGCUGGCUAUGACAUCACUAAGUAUAUACCUUCCAAAGAGGAGCUGUCUCAGCAGCAGGAAGAGGAUUCAGACGAUACUGAGGUGGAGGAAAUAUCUUUUGAUUCUGAGGCUGAGAAGAAGGAGGAAGAGUUAUUUUAUAAAAACUUGUUUGGGUCUAGAGAUACCAGCACUUUCCAAACAUCCCCUGUUCAAGCUUCAAUACCAGAAACUAGUCCAGGCAAACAAGGGUCAGUGGAUCUUGUAGCAGAUGAGAGUGAUGAAGAAUUUUCCCUGAUUCCUAAACUACACAGCACCAAGGUCACUCCCGCUAGGUCAACUGAACAAAGAAGUCUGCAAGCUUUGUCUGGACAUCAUGACCUAUUGAGUAAGCUAAGUAAAUGUCCUGAGACUUCUGUGCCCGUGUCUCACCAGAUAAUCUGUGAGCAAGCAGCAGAUGGGGAUUAUUCAACAAACCAUGAUGAGGAUUUAAAGCAGGAUCAAAGUUCCUCAAGAAACACUUUGCGUAUUCAUACAGGUUUGCAAGAUCCUACAAGGUCCUCUAGGUCCACCAGUAAGAUUAAAACUGUGGCUAAGAAGCCUAUGAGUGGAUCUUCAAAAGAAGGAAAACAAAAGUUUACUUCCAUAAAGUCUGUUCUGAAAAAGAAUGGAGCGCUUCAUACUUUGAAAAACAAUCAAGUUGUUGGCUCUAGUCGUGCAGAAGAUCACAUGACCCGCUGUGCCAUAGAAGAUGUCUUUUUAAAACAUAUCAACACCCAAGUUCCUGCUGUGCAGUGUGAGCCCUAUUCCCAGCAUGAAGAGCCCAAGAAAAGGUCCAGGAAAAAUAACAAAGUCACAAAGGAAACAAAGCCUGAUGUCAAUCGCAAGAGAACAAUCCAAAAGGGUCAUGUGACUGUUAUUGUUGGCCAAACACCUAAUGCCAUCCUCAGGCAGCAGUGGUCAAUGCUGUGCAAAUCAAGAGGUGUAGAUUCUCAUGAACUGGCCAGAUAUAUCUUACAAUCCACACAACAAGACAGACUGAACAUUCUACAUGAAUUUUAUCAACAGCAAUUCCCAGAUCUUGAAGACACUGUGAGUGAACUGUAUAAAACAGAAACUAUAGGUGGUGAAAUUGAAAACAAGACCAAUUAUUUUUCAGACAAAAAUAAAACUAGUCAUCAAGAAGGCAUUUCUCUGAUAGACUCAUCCCAAGAAAUGCCAGCAAUGCUACUGGAUAUGAGCACAUUAGCUUCAGAGUCACAAGGUCCACUUCCUCAGCCUGCAGCUCAAGAAAGUGUCAGUGCCAGUGUGGCAGUAAAAACAAAAGUCAGACAAUCUAAAACCUUAACUGGCAGUCAGACAAGAAAAGGUAGGGGGCGUGCCACCCAAAGUGCAUCCAAACAUGGAAACACACAUAAGAGCUCAUUUGUCAAAGAAACUUGCCUCCAUGCUGCCAUGGAUGUCUCGGUAAACCCUGCAGGAAAACAAAUUGCUGUUAGAGCAUCUAACUCUAAAGUAUCUGAAGAUACGUUAACAAAACAGUCUUGUGACGACCCAUUCCCACAUACAUUUGAAAAGUCUAGAAAUAGUGAAAAGACAUUAAAUAAACAAAGAUGUAAUGUUGCCAAAGUAUUGGAUGACAUUUUCCAAAGUUCAGAUGAUGAAUCAGAAAAGCAAAAAUCAUUUGAUGAAAAAAUGAAUCAGCAUUUAGCAUCUCCAGGAAAAGACACAAAAUCUAUUUCACAUUUAAAUGACAGUUGCCACUCAUUAGAUUUCUUAAGCAAGCAUUCCCAAGAAAAUGAAUUUGAGUUUUUGAUUCAGAGGAAAUGUAAAAGUAAGAAUAAGGAGGAACAUUACAGUACUACUGAAAAAAAAGAAACAAACUUACAGUUACUGCAUUUAAAUGACAGUUGCAGCUCACUAGAUUUCCUAAGCAAGAAUUCCCAAGGAACCGAUGCCUCCAAGAGAACUUGUAAGACAAAGUCUUUUGAAAAGCAUGAGAGUUGUGACAUUAAGAAAUUGAAAACAAGUUUCCAAAGAACUGAAUCUUAUCUUGAUGUUGAUGAUCUUGAUGACUUUAACUUUGACAAGAUGACUGCCACACCAUUGGAUGGAUCUGAAAGCUUAUUUUAAACCUUGUAUAUGC